UUGGUCUGUGUGGCGUGAUUCUAAUGUAACCUCACACUUGAGAGUGUGGGAAGAAUAGAGAGAGUCUGUGAGAGGGAAAGAGAACGAAAGAGAGAAACAAGCGUGAAUUGGCUCGAUAGAGGCAGCCGGUCGGGAUGGACAGAGUAAACCGGGUGCUGAAGAUAGUCAAACGCAUGUCCCCACGGAAACGGGAGCGGGGUUACCAGGGCGAUGAUGCCGAGAGCCCGGAGACCUGCGAGGACGGCCUGUGCUCCCUCAGCCUGUGUAUCGGCGAUGACAGUCCUUACUCGAAGGGGAAUAAGGACUCAGUGGGGACAGACAACUCCCUCACCUCUCACAGACAGAGCAUCCCAGAGCUGAGAGGGGUGACGCUGGUGGAGCUCCUGAAGAAGGAGGGCAGCACGCUGGGACUCACCAUCUCCGGAGGAACAGACAAGGACGGCAAGCCCAGAGUGUCAAACCUCAGACCAGGCGGACUGGCAGCCAGGAGUGACCAGCUGAACGUGGGUGACUACAUCAAGUCGGUGAACGGCAUCAACCUGACGAAGCUGCGGCACGAGGAGAUCAUCAGCCUGCUGAAGAACGUGGGAGAGCGCGUGGUGCUGGAGGUGGAGUACGAGCUGCCCCCAGCCGCACCAGACAGUACCUCAGGUGUAAUAUCCAAGACAAUCGAGAUAUGCUUGCACAAAGAAGGCAGCAGCUUUGGGUUCGUCAUGCGAGGAGGCUCACACGAAGACUGGCACAAGACGAGACCACUAGUGGUGACAUACGUUCGGCCGGGAGGACCCGCAGACAGGGAGGGCACGUUGCGUGCGGGCGACCGCCUGAUGAGUGUGGAUGGGGUGCCCCUUCACAGUGCCAACCACAGUGACGCCCUCACCGUGCUGCAACAGUGUGGACAGGAGGCCCUCUUCCAUGUGGAGUAUGACGUCUCUAUCAUGGACACAGUCACCAAUGCCUCGGGUCCUCUGCUGGUGGAGAUUGCCAAGUCUCCGGGGGCAUCGCUAGGCAUCAUACUCACCACUGCCACCUACAGGAACAAGCAGGUCAUCGUCAUCGACAAGAUCAAACCUGCCAGUGUCGUUGACAGGAGUGGAGCUAUGCACGUGGGUGACCACAUCCUGUCCAUCGAUGGCACGAGUACGGAGCACUGCUCAGUGUUGGAGGCCACGCAGCUGCUGGCCAGCACCUCAGACCAGGCCAAGCUGGAGAUCCUCCCUGCACACCACAACAGACUGCCCAGCAAGGCCACUGACACUGUGAAAGUCCUGAAGAGUGACCACCCUCAUCCGUGGGAUCCGUGUGUAAACUACUGCCAUUCCCAGCUCACCGGCCAGUGCAAAACCUCCACCUGGAGCACCUCCAACAACCAGGACUACUCGGUGGUGUCCACUAACUUCUCACCGGGCUCCACCACCACCACCUCCGGGAUGACCAGCCAGACGUCCAGCACGCUGCCCCGCACGCAGCCGCCCAUGAGCCCCCGCAACUCCAUGCUCAAGAGGCGGCAGCGGCAGAAGGACCACAAGAGCUCACUGUCCCUGGCCUCCAGUUCGGUGGGUCCUGGGGGGCAGAUUGUGCACGUGGAGAGCAGCGAGGUGGUGCUGGGGGGAGACCCCCUCAACGGCUUCGGCGUACAGCUGCAAGGAGGCAUCUUUGCCACAGAGACACUGUCCGCACCCCCACUCAUACGCUUCAUCGAGCCGGACAGCUCUGCUGAGAGGUGUGGGCUGCUGCAGGUGGGAGACAGAGUGCUGUCCAUCAACGGCAUCCUAACGGAGGACGGAACUCUGGAGGAAGCCAAUCAGCUGCUGCGGGAUGCUGCUCUGACCAAUAAGGUUGCUCUGGAGGUGGAGUUUGACGUAGCAGAGUCGGUUGUGCCAAGCAGCGGCACAUUCCAUGUGAAACUUCCAAAGAAGAGAGGAGUUGAGCUGGGUAUAACUAUAAGUGCAAACAAGAAACCGGGUGAACCAUUAAUCAUAUCAGACAUUAAGAAAGGGAGCAUGGCCCACAGAACGGGAACUCUGGAGCCUGGUGACAAGCUGCUGGCCAUUGAUAACAUCCGACUGGAGAGCUGCUCAAUGGAGGACGCCAUGCAGAUCCUCAUGCAGAGCGAAGACCUGGUCAAGCUCAAGAUCCGCAAGGACGAGGACAACUCUGAUGAGCAGGAGACUUCAGGCUCCAUCAUCUACACGGUGGAGCUGAAGCGUUACGGGGGGCCUCUGGGCAUCACCAUCUCGGGCACGGAGGAGCCAUUCGACCCCAUCACCAUCUCCGGACUCACCAAGCGUGGCCUGGCAGAGAGGACGGGUGCCAUCCACGUGGGCGACCGCAUCCUGGCGAUCAACAGCGUGAGUCUGAAGGGGAAGCCCUUGAGCGAGGCCAUUCAGCUGCUGCAGAUGGCCGGGGAGACAGUCACCCUCAAGAUCAAGAAGCAGCUCAACAGUGAGACACAAUUGUCAGAGGAGAAGAAACCAAGCGAUGUGGAUGAGACAGAGCUAAGCGAUGAAGCAGACGAGGACGAGAUGACGGACUCGCAGAAGACCAACAAGCUGUCGGAGGUCUACUCCACCACCAUCCCCAGCGUUGACUCGGCCAUGGAGUCCUGGGACGGAUCGGGCAUCGACGCCGGUUACGGCAGCCAAGGGACUUACGGGCACCAGGUGGCUGGCGUGGCCCUUCACCCCCACGAGUGGCGCAGUGCCAAGCAGAGGAACAUGGCAUCGCCCCCACCUGGCCGCCGCAAGAACUACCCUUUCAGCGACGGAGGCUUCAGCGAAGACGACUGGGACAAGCCCACCGGGUUUAUGGGCCAGCCCCACAGCGAUGGCAUGGGCCUGGUGGUGGACCAGGAGGACCCCUUCUGGUGCCAAGCCCUGGAGGACCUGGAGACCUGCGGCCAGUCAGAGCUGCUCAGGGAGAUUGAGGCUUCCAUAAUGACGGGCAGUGCCCUGAGUCUGGGGGUGGAUGGCUACAAAACCUCCCUGGGCGACCAGCUGGGCCUGAACGCAGCGAGUCUGAACGCCCUCCAGAAGGGCCCGCUGCAGCACGAGGGCAAGAACAAGAACACCCUGCGCGUCUCGGAGAAGACCUGGGAGUCACGGCGCAUCAAGGAGGAGAUGCAGGAGAUCCUGUCGCCCACUCCACUGGAGCUCCUCAAGGUUACGGUGAUGAAGGACCCUGAGCGCGAUGACUUUGGCUUCAGCGUGUCAGACGGUUUCCUGGAGAAGGGUGUUUAUGUCAACAUGAUCCGACCCGAUGGCCCCGCCGAUCGCUCCGGACUUAGACCGUUUGACCGCAUCCUCCAGGUGAAUCACGUUCGCACGCGGGACUUCGACUGCUGCCUGGCGGUGCCCCUCAUCACGGAGGCGGGCGACAAGCUGGAGCUGGUGAUUAGCCGUAACCCGCUGGCACAGCAGGCCGCCUCCUCCACGCCGUCGCCACCGCUGCCCCAUGAGUGCCACGACAUGCCCCCCAGCAUGGCGCCCCUGGCCCGGGACCACCUGCACCACACCAACACCAUGGACCUGUGACAGUGGCCACCGUGGCUGUGGUGACUUGGACUCUCUUUCACUCUGACUUAUGUGCCACUGUUUGUGCCACACAUGUGCCAUUGCCCCUAAACUGCCCUCCUGCCUCAGGCGAUUUGGGGCUGUUUCCUGAGGGUAGGGAUGCGGUUGGUCUGAUGCUGACUGAGCCCAUAGCUAGAGGAGCUCAAAGUGGGGGCAAGUAGGCUUAGGCCUUGAAAUCCUCAAUGGGACUUUCCAUACUGAUGAAAUGAUGACUUUUGAUAUUGGAACUCAAGAGCUGAUUAAUUGCAGCCCAUCCUCUCCUGUGUUACUCAACGAGCAAACUCCCCUUUGUUGUCGUCCGUUUUGUCUUAUACACUUUGUUUCCAUUUACAGGACCUGGAUUUUGUCUAGCAAAUUUGAAGCAGGAAAGACUUGCACAAAAUGAACUAUGGUACAUUUAUUUAUAAGUACACCAAUGUGUCAGUGGAGGUGCUCCCUGAUAGUAGCCAACGCUGGAGUAGAUCUGACCCGGACUCUUGCGACCAGAUGUCAGCCAUAUCUGAGCCAGAUCAGCCCCAGAGUCAAAAGAUGCUUUGAUGGUCACCAGUUGCCAUGACUACAAUAUUCAAACACGUGAACACAAAACGUGAUAUGAAAUGUUUUUUGUUGUUGUUGUUUUCUUUUUCAGUCGUACCGUGCACAUGAAGAACUGAAUAACUGUUUGGAUAUUUUCAGAAAUUUCAGUUCCUCUUUAACUGAAAGUGGACAUCUGGUUUGAAUCUCAAGCAUGGUAUACAUGUAGCUACAGUUCCUGUGAA
Engraulis encrasicolus (European anchovy) is the source of this 4330-nucleotide messenger RNA. It is a transcript of the gene grip2b, whose product is annotated as glutamate receptor interacting protein 2b. Lineage: Eukaryota; Metazoa; Chordata; Actinopteri; Clupeiformes; Engraulidae. Gene Ontology annotation, biological process: neurotransmitter receptor transport, endosome to postsynaptic membrane. The record is from RefSeq and is a predicted model, not a curated record. Gene Ontology annotation, molecular function: protein binding. The transcript has 24 exons. Bases 135 to 3533 code for a protein of 1132 amino acids.